AGUGGCGUGCGACAGCUCACAGUGAGCCAAAGUGGUUUCAGAACCUCCAGGCGCACCAUUAGAUUCAAGGAGUGUGGUGUUUUAAGAGCAUUUGGGUUUAGUUUUACCACAUAGAUUUUUUUAAUAGGCUUUUAUUUUUUUUAUUUUUUAUUUUAUUUUUUUGCACAACCUUUAUUCCCUCACCGAUAUUCCUAUAAGUCCAAAAGACUGAUUUUUAAGAGUUUCUGAAAUGCGUCUUUCCAGAUCUUUGUCAAUAACAUCAUUAAGUGGGCUUCCACUCUGGGAGGAGGAUAGUCUACCUGUGGAAGACCUCUUACUCUUUGAGAUUGCAUGGGAAGUAACCAAUAAGGUGGGAGGAAUAUACACUGUCAUUCAGACUAAAGCAAAGAUCACAGUGGAUGAAUGGGGGGAGAACUACUUCAUGAUGGGACCCUACUAUGAACACAACUUCAAGACCCAGGUGGAGCAAUGUGAACCUCCAAACCAAGCCAUUAAAGUUGCCAUGGACUCCUUAAUUAACAAUGGCUGCCAGGUGCACUUUGGUCGCUGGUUGAUAGAAGGUAGUCCAUAUGUCAUCCUCUUUGAUAUUGGGACAGCUGCUUGGAACCUGGACCGCUGGAAGGGGGAUUUGUGGAAUGCAUGUAGCAUUGGGCUGCCCUAUGACGACAGAGAGGCUAACGACUCGCUCAUCUUUGGCUCUCUUGUGGCCUGGUUCUUCAAAGAGUUAACAGACCAACUUCUGGACAAGCCCAAUGUAAUCGCUCAUUUCCAUGAGUGGCAAGCUGGGACCGGACUGGUACUGAGCCGCUCCCGCAAGAUACCCCUGGCAACCAUUUUUACCACACAUGCCACCCUCCUGGGGCGGUACUUGUGCGCAGGUAACGCAGACUUCUACAACAACCUGGACAAGUUCAACAUAGACCGAGAGGCAGGAGAGAGACAGAUCUACCAUCGGUACUGUUUGGAGAGGGCUGCAGUACACUGUGCACAUGUUUUCACCACUGUGUCCCAGAUCACAGCAGUGGAGGCAAAUCACAUGCUCCAUAGACAAGCAGAUGUUGUCACCCCUAAUGGCCUGAAUGUUAGGAAGUUCUCAGCCAUGCAUGAGUUCCAAAACCUGCACUCCACAAACAAAGCCAAGAUCCAGGAGUUUGUAAGGGGGCAUUUCUAUGGCCAUCUGGACUUCAAUCUGGAGAAGACCCUGUUCUUCUUCAUUGCAGGGCGAUACGAGUUUUCUAACAAGGGAGCAGAUCUGUUCCUGGAAUCUCUGUCCAGAUUAAACUAUUUGCUAAGGGUGCAAAAGAGUGAUGUCACGGUGGUUGUGUUCUUCAUCAUGCCUGCCAAGACCAACAACUUCAACGUGGAGUCUCUUAAAGGACAGGCUGUACGCAAGCAGCUGUGGGAUACAGCCCAGUCUGUGAAGGAGAAGUUUGGAAAACGGCUUUACGAGAGCUUGUUAAGGGGUGAGAUCCCAGACAUGAACAAAAUCCUGGACAGAGAUGACUUCACAAUUAUGAAGAGGGCCAUUUAUGCAACACAGAGACACUCUCUGCCUCCAGUCACAACUCACAAUAUGCUGGAUGACUCCAUGGACCCCAUCCUGAGCAACAUCCGCCGAAUCGGCCUGUUCAAUGGACGCAAUGACAGAGUAAAGAUUGUGUUCCACCCAGAGUUCCUGUCCUCCACCAGUCCUCUUCUGCCAAUGGACUAUGAGGAGUUUGUCCGAGGCUGCCAUCUGGGAGUGUUUCCGUCCUAUUACGAACCAUGGGGAUACACGCCAGGUGAAUGUACUGUCAUGGGAAUCCCCAGUGUGACCACCAAUCUGUCUGGAUUUGGCUGUUUCAUGGAGGAACAUGUCUCGGAGCCCUCCGCAUAUGGUAUCUACAUUGUGGACCGGCGGUUCCGUUCUGCAGACGAGUCGUGUAACCAGCUGACUCAGUUCAUGUUUUCGUUCUGUCAGCAGUCGCGACGACAGAGAAUUAUUCAACGUAACCGUACGGAGAGACUCUCUGACCUGCUGGACUGGAGGUACCUUGGACGGUUCUACAUGCAUGCUCGGCAUCUUGCCCUCAGCAGAUCCUUCCCCACUAAAUUCAAAGUGGACCAUCUGAACCUUCCACCGACACAAGGUUUCCGUUACCCGCGACCCUCCUCUGUUCCCCCUUCCCCAUCGGUUUCUCUCCACUCCACCCCUCACCACAGUGAUGAGGAAGAUGAAGAUGACGAGCCAUAUGAUGAAGACGAGGAGGCGGAGAGGGACAGACAGAACAUCAAGGCACCUUUUACUCUGGGUGCAGUGCCCGAUGGUAAGAAGAAACAACCAGGACAGAAUGAUUAAGAUCUGCACCCUCCUGCAUAUCUCACCUCCACAAUUCAUCCCUGCAUCAGAUCUUAGAACUCUGGAACUUGAGAACUUGUUACUCUAGGACAUAUUAACACUGACUACCAUAAGAGAGUAGUAUUUUCAUUCUGACUAUAGCUUUUGGAUGAAUUGAUGAGACAAUAUCAUUAAAACAUUAAAACCUACUGACAUGAACUAAAACAGUGGUUCUCAAUUAGUGGGUUGCAUCCCACUAAUGCGGACAACAAUAAUGCUAAUGCAAAUAAUAAAAUGCAACUAAUCAUAUAAUUAUGCAUAGUUAGAAUUGCAAAAAAAAAAAAAAAAAUAUUAUAUAUAUAUAUAUAUAUAUAUAUAUAUAUAUAUAGCCUUAUAAACUUUUAAAGUGAGAAAACGCUACACAUAUCUUUUAUUGUUGGCAAAGGCUGUGCUUCCAAUCAAAUUGUAUUGGCGAAAAUUCAUUAAGUAAUUUGGUAGAAGCUUGGAAAUGUAAGCAGAAGCCAACAUGGACAGCUUGCAUGACAUGCCCUCAUCCUUGAAAACUGUGUUAUUAAAUACUUUCAAUGAUUGUCCAAGGCAUUUUAUAUACUUCUGUACAAUAAAGAAUUUUGGUGUUGGGUUGCCACUUGGUGCCCAGUUUAAAAUCUGGGUCCUGAAGCAAAACCAGUUGAGAACCACUAAAUUACACUGAAUUAGAAGGUAUCUUGAAUAUAUCGAAUGCCAUGUACAGUUUGUUCAACUGGUGAGAUAUUGGUGGGAAAUAACUUCCUUCAGCCCUUUUGUUUUGGUGUUCCGCCAUACUGUUGAUGUGUGGCGAGGUCUUCCUUCAAGUCUUUUCAACAGAUCUGGGAUAUUGAUAAAGUGAAGCUAUAAUAUUCGAAACAAGGCUUUCUUUUUCCCUCCAUCUAUGCCAUAAUUUCUCCAAAACAAUUACAAUAACAAUAUACAUAAUUGUCAAACAUCACACUAAUGGUUUAUUAAAAAGUCUCACACACUAUGGCAGAUUUCAGUGCAAAUUUAGUUUAAUUAAACACAUUCUCGUAUGUAUUUUACAUGGUAUUGAAUUCAAAUGUUGAUUCAGUGUGAGAAAAUGAAAAGGGGGGAAAAAAACCCUGUACAGUCACUUUAUAAUACACAUCAUUUCAAUCAUCAUAAAUAGUCUCUUUUCCAGGAUAUGGAUAUGUCUUGAAAAAACAACCCAUUAUCUCACCUGAAAUAAAACAAAAACAAAUGAAAAUA
This is a messenger RNA of Myxocyprinus asiaticus (Chinese sucker), 3577 nucleotides long. RefSeq names its product glycogen synthase 2 (gene gys2). The record is from RefSeq and is a predicted model, not a curated record. The transcript has 16 exons. Bases 230 to 2338 code for a protein of 702 amino acids. Lineage: Eukaryota; Metazoa; Chordata; Actinopteri; Cypriniformes; Catostomidae. Gene Ontology annotation, cellular component: cytoplasm. Gene Ontology annotation, biological process: glycogen biosynthetic process. Gene Ontology annotation, molecular function: alpha-1,4-glucan glucosyltransferase (UDP-glucose donor) activity.